CCUCGCUAGAAAGCACGUUCCGGCCUCGCUGGUCAAGAUCAAGCCUUCGGACCCAGCAGAAGAGCGCUCUCCGUUCCUAUAGCGACCACGCCAGAUCCACGUGCCUACGGUGACUGGCAGGGGCCAAAAAGUUCGCCAUGUACAACCUGGCCUGUGCGCGCUUCCGGAGCGCGGUGGCUUUAAAUGUCACGUGACGGUUCGAGCCUGGGCCCCGCCUCUUUCUCCUCCCCAGGUGCUCUGGUGUGGACUGGAAGCGCCGGCCCCGGCGGAUUCACUGGAGCACGGACGCUGCGGCCGGUUGGGCCGGUGCCCUUUCCCGGUAACUCCUUCCCGGCGUGACGCGCGGACGCGGCGGGGCCCGACAGGCUCGGUGAUCUCCCGUCAGUUCCUCCGCGUCCUCAGCCCGCGCUGGGCCCUGGGGGACCCGGGAGCCGACAGGAACCGGGGCGGCGGGGGAGGGGGCCGCCUCCCGGAAGGUCGCGACCCGGCAAGACUGUCCAGGUUCCUGCCUCUGGAACUUAAAGUGACCUCUUAAUAUUUCGGCUCUGGGAAGGAAGAGAAAUGGAGGUGAAAAAGCUGAGCGUCUCCUGGCAGUUCUGGAUAGUUCUCUUUCUGACCCUGCAAGGUCUGUCUGCGUUGGAUUUUGACCCAUACAGAGUCCUGGGGGUCAGCCGCACAGCCAGUCAGACUGACAUUAAAAAGGCGUAUAAGAAGCUCGCCCGGGAAUGGCAUCCUGACAAAAACAAAGACCCUGGAGCUGAGGACAAGUUCAUUCAGAUCAGCAAGGCCUACGAGAUUCUGUCCAAUGAGGAAAAAAGGACGAACUAUGACCAGUAUGGAGACGCUGGUGAGAACCCGGCUUACCAGAAGCAGCAGCGCGAGUUCCGCUUCCGCCAUUUCCACGAGAACUUCUAUUUUGAUGAGUCCUUUUUCCACUUCCCUUUCAAUUCGGAGCGGCGGGACUCAAUUGAUGAGAAGUACUUACUGCACUUUUCACACUAUGUGAAUGAAGUAGUUCCCGAUAGCUUCAAGAAGCCCUACCUCAUUAAAAUCACGUCAGACUGGUGCUUCAGCUGUGUCCAUAUCGAGCCUGUCUGGAAAGAAGUGGUCCAGGAAUUGGAAGGGUUGGGUGUGGGGAUUGGUGUCGUCCAUGCUGGCUACGAAAGACGCCUGGCUCAUCACCUGGGAGCACACAGUACCCCCUCCAUCCUAGGAAUCAUCAAUGGGAAAAUCUCCUUCUUCCACAAUGCAGUGGUCCAUGAGAACCUACGGCAGUUCGUGGAGAGUCUUCUUCCAGGGAACUUGGUGGAGAAGGUUACAAAUAAAAAUUAUGUGCGGUUCCUCUCUGGCUGGCAGCAGGAGAACAAGCCUCACGCCCUCCUGUUUGGCCAGACGCCGGCGGUACCACUGCUGUACAAGCUGACAGCCUUUGCAUACAGAGAUUAUGUGUCCUUCGGUUAUGUGUACAUUGGCUUACGAGGUGUGGAGGAGAUGACCAGGCAGUAUAACAUCAAUAUCUAUGCCCCCACCAUGCUGAUCUUCAAAGAGCACAUAAACAAGCCUGCUGAUGUGAUCCAGGCUCGAGGGUUGAAGAAGCAGGUCAUUGAAGACUUCAUCGCCCAGAACAAGUACCUGCUGGCAGCCCGGCUCACUAGCCAGCGGCUAUUCCAUGAACUCUGUCCUGUGAAGCGGUCUCACCGACAGAGGAAGUACUGUGUGGUUUUGCUGACGGCUGAGGCUAACAAGCUAAGCAAACCCUUUGACGCCUUCCUGUCGUUUGCACUGGCAAACACUCAGGACACUGUCCGCUUCGUGCAUGUCUACAGCACCCGGCAGCAGGAGUUUGCCAGCACCUUGCUACCAGACAGCGAGGCAUUCCAAGGGAAGUCAGGGGUGUCCAUCUUGGAAAGAAGAAACACGGCAGGAAGGGUGGUGUUUAAAACCCUAGAUGACCCCUGGACGGGCAGCGAGAGUGAUAAGUUCGUCCUUUUGGGUUAUCUUGACCAGCUUCGGAAAGAUCCGGCCUUUCUGUCCUCCGAGGCUGUGCUUCCUGACCUGGCUGAUGAACUUGCCCCUGUGUUUUUCCUCCGGUGGCUCUACUCUGUUUCUGACUCCCUCUCAGACUGGUGGGAGAGCCUGCUUCACAGUAACUGGCGGGAGAUGAUGCCCCUGCUGUCCCUCAUCUUCUCCGCUCUCUUCAUUCUCUUCGGCACUGUCAUUGUCCAGGCUUUCAGCGACUCAAAUGAGGAACGAGAGUCACAGCCUCCAGAUAAGGAAGAGGUCCCUGAGAAGACCGGGAAGACUGAGCCAACCUUCACCAAAGAAAACAGCAGCAAGAUCCCCAGAAAAGGCUUUGUGGAGGUGACUGAGCUCACAGAUGUGACAUAUACCAGCAACUUGGUACGCCUGAGGCCAGGCCACAUGAAUGUGGUCCUCAUCCUUUCCAGUUCCACCAAGACAAGCCUGCUGCAGAAAUUUGCUUUAGAGGUCUACACAUUCACUGGGAGCAGCAGCCUCCACUUCUCCUUCCUGAGUCUGGACAAGCACCGAGAGUGGCUGGAGUACUUGCUGGAGUUUGCUCAGGAUGCAGCCCCGAUCCCAAACCAGUAUGACAAGCACUUCAUGGAGCGGGACUACACUGGCUAUGUGUUGGCCCUAAACGGCCACAAGAAGUAUUUCUGCCUUUUCAAGCCCCUAAAGACAGUGGACGAGGAGGCUGUGGGCUCCUGUGACCCUGACUCCUCCAGAGGGAAGCUUCCCUGUGGCCUCGGGCCCAAGCCCCUCAAGGGCAAGCUGAGCAAGUUGUCCUUGUGGAUGGAGCGCCUGCUGGAAGGUUCCCUGCAAAGGUUUUACAUCCCAUCGUGGCCUGAGCUAGACUGAGACAUGGACUCUUCAGGUUUUUAACGUGCCCCAGGAACAGGGAUUUCCAGGAGAGUCUAGGUUUUAGAUUUCUCUUCUAGAGCAAUGGCUAGAAGACCUUUCCUUUGUCACCUAGGAGUAAAACACGUCGCUUGUUUGACCCCUAGAUGAAACCUUUCCCUUGGGUUUUCUCAUCCCCGUAAGAAUGCCGCACUAUUUGAGAUAGAUGCUCGUCCCUUGUUUGUUGUCCCUGUAACAUGCUCACACCACCCUGUCCUCAGGUUGGAGAAACCAUGGCUUGACCUCCAGUCGUGCUGGGUGAACCUCAGGAUAUCCUCACAAACCUGUCCUGCAGGGUGGGUCACCCCCCCUUCCACUUCCCCUCCAGUAGACUCCUGGCUUGGCCCCUGCCAGUGCUUCUGCUCAGGCUCAGGCUCUCAACACAGGACAGCCUACCAGAGGUUUGAAAGAGGCCUAGUUCUAAGCAGUUUUACACGUGGCCAUCUUCUGGGAGCAGACAUUGAGAAGUAUAUUUUGGGGGUAUCUCCCGCAACAGUUAGCCAGCCAUGGCUUUGAAAGGGAAAGGCUGAGCAGUGGGUGAGGGUGUAACAUUUACAUUUGGUCCUCCCCACCAAGAGAAGGGAGGGUUGACCUCUGACUGGAGUCUCACAGCCCUGUGAUCCUUCAUGAGCAUCCCUUGUUCCCCAUCCCUGUCCCUCACUACACUCCCAUGGAUCCACCAUCAUAGCCAGGGCAGAGUUCUGCCUAGCCAGAAGCACUGUAAUGACUGAGCCACUGACCUGUCUCCAGAUGCCUUUCUGCCUCUGUGGAUUUUAGAGUUUGGAUACUAGGAGCCAUAACCUGUGAUCCUGUUCUCUGAGCGUAGAUAAGCUGCUAUAGAGCCAGUAGAUGUAAGUGACAGCAGUUACUCCUGUCCUCCAAGAGCCAGGUGCAGGAGCCCUUCCUGCCUCGCUCUCGGCCGACUAAAAUGCCAGGUGUGUCUUCGUACCAAGGAACCUGACCUCUCUGACAAUUGCAUUUUGAACAUUGUUGUCCCCAAAGUGCUGAAUCUUCAAGUUGUCUCUUAUGACUGAGCUGAGACUUGUUCCAGACUCCUGUCCGUCCGGCAGGCAGGCAGCUAGCUUCCUGCUUCCGGCCUGCAUUCUGGCUUCUCAGCUUCAUCAUCCUGUCCUUCCCUUACUGCUGCUUCCUGCUGCCAGAUCAGACCCAUUGAAUCCAGCUUGCCUGGCCCCACGCACCCUCAGGCUCAGGGCCACAUCAUGUUCUGCCAGAUCAGACCCAUCGAAUCCAGCUUGCCUGGCCCCACGCACCUUCAGGCUCAGGGCCACAUCAUGUUUGUCCACUCAACAUACCCUUUGUUUUUAGGGCCAAACCACAAGGGGAGUUUGGACAACCGUCACGCGUGGCAUGUUCUACUGUCAAGCAAGUGCCCUUUUAUAAAGCAAAGGGCACAGAUCAGGGACAGGACUUUCACUCAGUUAGUAUUCUCUAAUUGUAAUCACUUUGAACCAAGCACCUCGGAUCCUGACUACUUUAAACACUGAGCUCCAGUGGUAAGUGAUAACUCUCCGAGCCCAAGACCCUCUGUAGUUCUCAAAGAGUCUUUAGCUUUAUUAAAAAAUCAAAAAGCCGGGCAGUGGUGGUGCACGCCUUUAAUCCCA
This is a messenger RNA of Onychomys torridus (southern grasshopper mouse), 4541 nucleotides long. It is a transcript of the gene Dnajc16, whose product is annotated as DnaJ heat shock protein family (Hsp40) member C16. Bases 562 to 2880 code for a protein of 772 amino acids. Lineage: Eukaryota; Metazoa; Chordata; Mammalia; Rodentia; Cricetidae. The record is from RefSeq and is a predicted model, not a curated record. The transcript has 15 exons.